UAGAAAUAGGCUAUAAACAUUAAAAUUAUAAUCCAAAAUUGGAUAUGUGCUUCUUUUAAAACGCUAUUUUCAUCAAAUGCUGCUCGAGUUCACUUGUUGCAGAUAAACAAUUUUUUUUAAGGAAGUGUUUUACAUGUAUGUUCAGCUUUCUUUUAAUGUUAUUUAAAAGCAAAAAUAUGGAUGACUUCAAAGGUCAAAUUAGCUCUUGUGUGAUUUUAAUGUCAGCAUAUUUAGGUGCAGUUCAUCCUAAUUUGGAUAUUCUGUGAAAUUGUUCCUAGUUCAAAAUGUUUUAGACUGAAUAAAAAAAAGUAAAAUCAAUGUCCUGCAUAGUAAAAACAAAUGAAAAGAAUUUAAAAUGACGCGUUGAAAUCAAAGUAAUAUUGAAUUCAUACUGGAUUUUUGCAGUGUUGAAAAAAAAACCUCAAAAUCGACGAAGGGGAAGUCUACAGAAAACAAAUCAGUCAUCUGGCGCCAUCUGGUGGUGGUAAAAAAUAACAGCAGCUUCUUAAUGAAUUUUGCGUAACUCCCCGUUAGUCCCGCCCAGAGCCCCACAGUCUAUUGGCCAACCAGAAUGUCAAUUUCAGAAUAAAAGCAUGUGAUUGGUCAGAGGAUGCUACCGGAAAAGAACGUGGGCACGCAAACACACCGUACGUUCAGAUUGUAUAACUCACUUUGCCAAACCUGCAAGAUGCCCACGUCUCCCGUGAAAACGCGGAUCCCUAUCACCAGUUUCGGGCAUUUGAUAACAGAGGUGAAGAAGCAGCUGUUUGGCAUCGAGGCGCCGUCUGCUGCAGAACUCACUGGAUGGAGGAAACAUUUCAACAGUUACACUCAGCUGGGUCGUCGAAACUAUGUGUUGGCUACUUACGGGAUCUUAGCGAUCACAGCAGCUGCCUAUGUGAUGAGCAGACGGAGCAGAGAAGACGAACAGAUGCCCGCCUCCACAACUUAAAAGCUUCUUACAUCAAUGUUGAAAAAAAUUCUUAGUGUUAUUUAUGAACUGAUAGUUAUUGAUUUGAAGCAGCAUGUAUGAUAAUAAAGGCUUUGCCCACGUUUCUUUGGUGUGUUUUUGAUCUUGUCUAAGGUUUCUCUAAAUGUAAAAUAUAUUUAAUUUGUAUACUUAUAUAUGUGUCUAUAUAUUUAAAUAUCUUGGAUUUGCCCAGGAAUGCAGAAAAAUACUAAUUUGGGCUUGUUAAAGUGUUUUCAGCUAAAUUAAAUUUCUCACAUUAGAGCAAAGUGGAGAUGCUGACACACAAUGAAGCUGCUUUAACUCCAAUUACUAUCUCUGAUUGGAAUGUUCAGCCUCCUUGCAGAAAACGUUUGGAAAUUAGCAGCAAUUCAAACAAAAGAAAAAUGAAACUAUGAAUUUCUUUGGUUUCUGCGGUUCUGUGGCAUUUGCAGUUACAGAGCAGAAGAAGGAAAUGUAUUCUCACACCACACUUUGCUAAACCAUGAAAGUAGGACAGUUGAGUAGAAGUAAGCAAGCAACAGCAACAAAAUACCACAACUAAAUGUCAUUUUGAUGUCACUGACUUUUCUGUUGGCCUGGGCAUCAUUCAUUCUCUGCAAAAGUUGAGCAUUUAAUUUUAAUCCAUUAAAACAUUUUGAAGUAAAUUCAUUUAUUUGUACCUUAAAGGUGUCACAUCCUUUGGAUUUGUUCUUUAAGAUGUGUGUGAUACCAUCAUGCAAAGUAAUGUUCCUAUUCCUGCUUAAACACAAAGCUAUAGAAUGAAAGCCUGCAGCAAUAAAGCUGUAUUUACUGCUCAUCAAUCCGUAAGAAAAAAUUGCAAAAAAUGUUCUGCACAGCUUCUGAAAAAGAAUGUUCCAGCUGCAAAGUUCAUGUGAAAUCCCAUAGAUCUGCAGAGCAGACUGCAAGGUUCAGCAUGUAAAGUUCUGACAGCACAUGUAUUACCACAAAACUCCCCCUCCUCUUAUAUAUACUUCUCAAGAUCAUCGAACUCUGACAAAACGAGGCAGAGCAUCUAUAAGUCAAUGAAAUGUAUUGACUGGUAUUGAUCCAGAGCAUCAAAAAUUCAAAAUCAUUAAUGUCUUUUUCAUUUCACAACUUUUUAUAUAUUAGUACAAUUUUUUAAUAAUUAUUUAUGUACACAAAUUCUUUAUACACAUCAUUAUUGAAUACUUAAAAAAAAGUAAAUAAAAAGCUUUUAUUUUUGUAAUUCUUGACUGCCUUUUGCUGUGAAAGGAAGAAAAAAAAACAAUGCGCGCUCGCGACACGGACGCGACGCGCACUCGUGAGAGCGCGCACUGCUGGCAGAUCACGUGAUUUCAGGGAAUCCACAGACUUAAAAAGAAAGCGAAAGUGCAACAACUGGGAGCACCUGAGGUAGGGGGGAGGGUGAGGAUGGGCGGGGGGGUGAGAGGGGGUAGUUUAGUGCGCAUGUCUGUAGAUUCUGUAUCAAUGAUGAAAAAAAAGUUUGGCUCCUCGCGAGCCAAACUCUCAGUUUGAAGCAGCUUCAGCUCUGAAGGUCCUGAUCUGAGAGCGGGUUAGUGUGACUUUCUGCAGGGGAGAAGCAGAGAGACGCACCGCUGCUCCAACCGGCAAUUUGGAUGACGGACUGCCACCCCCUCCUGCCCUUUUCCGCCCUUCUAUCAUCACUGCAGUUGGGAAGGGGCUUCACUGAGAAUCUAAGCAGCAUGGAGUCUCAGAGAAGACCGUGCGGCCAAUGACUGGGCGGGAAGGACUCAACGAUGGGGGAUCUGCCUGUGAGACAGGAAGGAACUGCGAGCACAGGCAGCCGAGGAGAGGAGUUUCCAUUCUAGGAUGGUCAGAGACAGUCUUAGCAGGACAGCAACACAGUGCCAGAAACAGAACAACCCAGCUGAAACAGAAAACCCGAGUGGAGAAGAGGGGGCGGGGCCUGAACAAUCGGAGAACCCAGACAGGCAGUCGGAGCCUCUGUUGUGGAAUCAACCUGUAGAGGAGUCCAAACCAUGGAUCCAGCCCGAGACCGGAGCUGACGCCGACUUCUUCACGCACCUCCGUCCAUUCAGCAGCGAAGAAGCGUACACACUCGUGAGGCACACGUACCAGCAGCUUCAGCACAGCGGGUUCUACUGGGGUCCAAUCACAAUGGAGGAGGCACAUGAAAAACUCUCACAUGCUCCUAUCGGAACCUUCCUCAUCAGGGACAGUGGUCAGCCAGACGUUUUCUUUACUCUGAGCUACCAAAGUGAAGAGGGCCCCACGAGUGUCCGCAUCAUCCUGGACAACCUUCACUUUAAUCUGUACGGCAGCCUGAGGACUUUUCCCUCGCUUUUCGCUCUGCUCACGUACUACACAAGCUCGUCGUGUAAGCUGACGGAACCGUAUCGCAAGCAGCGUCCGGAGCGCCUAAAGCAGAUGUGCAGGAGGGCACUCAUACGCGCGCAUGGAUCCGAAUGUACGAGUACCCUAUCCGGACUGAGUGUUCAGACAAAAGCUUACGUUCUCGCAUAUCCUCACUGCAUCUAGACACACCUGCUGCUGCUGCAUCAAGAUGUUUAACUUAUAUUUUUAUAAAUGUAUCAUAUGGUGAUAUUUGUAUGCUGCUGUAACAUACAGCUCACAUUUUUAAACCACUUACAUUUAUGUACAGAAUGAUUUAGACUGCACCUAUCGCAGAACAUGCACAAAACAUUUUUAUUAUCAUAAAAACACAUAACUCCAAAAUGUAAAACUAUGCAAAAUAUACAAUGACGUUUGCUUGCUACUGUAAUGAAGUAAUGUUGACUUAGGAUGAAUUUCUUUGUUUCUCAUUUGAAGCUAAAAGACAUUUCCUUUUGGUAAAAUAUUUAUCUUUAAAACUUUUUAGAGCAUAAGUCCCAUUAAUAUGACUUUUUAUAUUUUUAUAUUUUAUUUUUAAAGCUAUUACUUAAACAUUGAAAAAUUUGCCAACAAAUCUAACACAAAUAAGUCUUUUUGUUCGAGCCAUACGUUAAAAAUAACACAGAAAAGGUAAUUUGUGACUUCUAUGUUCCAAGAAACCAUUUUCUUGCCAUCAUUUCUCAUCUGAUUGUAGAUCUGCAUCUUUAAUGAAGUGAUUUAUGUAGUCAAGACAUUUCAUAUCUUUGUAGAUACUGCAGAAAAUGUAAGUUUUUCAUUUUUUUUUGUAAAGUUGAGCUGUCAGAUCUAAAAUACGAAACUUCUCAAUUGUUAUAAAUAAUUAUUAUAAAUAUAUUUUUGCUUAUUUGCGUGACUUUUACUCAGUUAAUUAAAUUUAAUGGUUCAAACUGUUUUUUUAGACAAUGAACAGCUGUGGUUACUGGUGGUUUUCUGUGGUACUGCUGGAGCGAUUCUUCACAAAACUUGAAUGAUGACUUCACAUAAAUAGAAUGUUUUAAAUGAUUUCAAUCAUGCUGGUUAACAUUUUUUUUUAUUCAGUGGUGUACAGAUGACAGAGUUGAAAGUUCGGGAACCUGCUGUGAUCAAGACUAGUUUUGUUUUUAACGAACUGAAUACCAAUAACAGAGAAAUAAAGCAAGAAUGUCAAAGA
Molecule: messenger RNA, 4493 nt
Organism: Oryzias melastigma (Indian medaka)
Lineage: Eukaryota; Metazoa; Chordata; Actinopteri; Beloniformes; Adrianichthyidae
Product: suppressor of cytokine signaling 1
Exons: 7
Coding region: 2783-3472 (229 amino acids)
Biological process (GO): phosphatidylinositol phosphate biosynthetic process
Cellular component (GO): phosphatidylinositol 3-kinase complex
Molecular function (GO): 1-phosphatidylinositol-3-kinase regulator activity
Source: RefSeq, a predicted model, not a curated record